Messenger RNA from Hirundo rustica (Barn swallow), 476 nucleotides. RefSeq names its product SH3 and multiple ankyrin repeat domains protein 3-like. Lineage: Eukaryota; Metazoa; Chordata; Aves; Passeriformes; Hirundinidae. Gene Ontology annotation, cellular component: postsynaptic membrane; dendritic spine; postsynaptic density. The annotation marks the transcript as partial. The transcript is spliced from 2 exons. The record is from RefSeq and is a predicted model, not a curated record. Gene Ontology annotation, molecular function: synaptic receptor adaptor activity; ionotropic glutamate receptor binding.
GGGCGGCUCCUCCGGGGCCUCGCUGAGCCCCCCACCUCGGGGAAAUCAUCACACACCCCCCCAACACACACACACCUCCCCGAGCAUGGCGCAAAGCUCCGGGCGCGGAGGAGCCGAGCGCGGCGAGCCUCCGGGCAUCGGCACCGUAACCUACGUGUUCGUUUACAGCCCCGCCGGCCCCGCCGGGCCCCCCGCCGCCGGUCCCGGCAGCGAGCCCGCUCCUCACGCCGCUCCCGCUCCUCUGCGAGGGCCCAAGCGGAAGCUUUACAGCGCCGUGCCCGGCCGCAAGUUCAUCGUGGUGAAGAGCUACGCGCCGCAGGGCGAUGGCGAGAUCCAGCUCAACCGCGGGGAGGCCGUCAAGGUGCUGAGCAUCGGCGAGGGCGGAUUCUGGGAAGGAUCCGUGAAGGGCAGGAGCGGCUGGUUCCCGGCGGAAUGCGUGGAGGAGGUGCAGAUGCGCCAGUACGACUCCAGGCAAG